AACAGAUUGUGGGUAUUUUUAGAAACUUGCAAGGAAGAGGAUCGAUAUGUUUCCUUCUGUUUGUCGGUAUUCUUUUUAUCUUCAUUUGUGACGUUGUUAUUUUCUAAAAAACUUACGACUUACAUGAUGGUAAUAUGUAGUUUGACAAAAAUGAUUCCAUAAUGAUUUCAAACUGCAUCAUUGGACAGGACAACAUAUUUUCACUGUGAUAUUGGAGAUGAUAACACAAUAGCAAGAAAUGUCUGCAGACAUAUACCCUAAAGUGUCACUUCUAGAGGAGAGAUUGAAAUUUUGGAGGAAUGAAAUUGUACGAUGUCUGGACAAGCCAACAUUUCUAUCACAAUUGGCUGCUAAUGAUGUUUUCAACGAAGAUGAGAAGUCGAGGUUACAUGAGAUAUAUCAGAAUCGAACAACAACAGAAGCCGGAGAGGCUGUUCUGGACUCCUUUGGUAGAAGCUCUGCUCCAAAUAAGUGGAUGUCGUUCAUAAAUGCACUUGAACAAGAAGAGCUGGUAUACGUCAAGUCAUUACUGGUAGAAGACAAUGUAGGUUCGGAAGAGGACAGGUUAAGAGGUCGAAAACUGAUACGACUCUUUGGUCCGGAGCUAGAGAAAACUAUUAAUCCAAUAGACAUAAUAAGCAGCCUUGUUUCGAAGAAGGCUAUAACAGAAGUGAACCGCGAUGAAGUCCUUAAUCUAUGCCAAUCUAAAAGCAGGUUGUAUGGUAUAAUGUGCCUUCUACGCAGAAUGCAGUCUCAAUUACGACCAAGGGAAUGGUAUUACGCGUUCCUUUGCGCGCUUCGGGAUAACGACUACACCUCGGAGUGUGAACUUUUAGAACCUGAUUUCUUGGAAUGCCCUCAUAUGUUUGAUCCUGAAAAAAAUUGUGAAACAUCAACCGAUGGGAUUAAAGAACAGCAAAAUGCUUGUGGCGCGUCCGAAAAAAGAUCACAGUGCGAACAAUCUUUGGAAGGAACAGACAAGGCGAAAGAACGUUCAUCUAGUAGUACAGACUGCACGGAAGCGCUCGGUCUAAAAGGUCAAGACUCCGUACAUGAAGAUGAUGCUGUUCUUCAGUCGGACGAAGAUGAGCUUGAUUCUGAUUCCGAAUACAAAAACGAUUUUCAAAAUCCAAAACUUAAUCUGAGGGAUUACCAGUAUGAACUAGCUGAGCGAGCGAUUCAGGGCGAAAACACCAUCAUAUGUGCUGAGACAGGCACUGGCAAAACUUGGGUUGCAAUGCAUAUCGUGUCAGAGCACCUUAGUAAAGCGACGAAAGGAACCAGGAAAGUUGUAGUUAUGGCUCGGACUGGAAUUUUAAUUCGCCAGCAGUUUGAUAGAUUCAAGAAAGUUUUUCCAAAAUACAACACCAAGUUUAUAUCUGGAGGAGAAGAUGAAUCAGCGAUGCUUCAUGUGUUCGUGAAAGAUGCGGAUAUUCUUUGUUUCACUCCUCAGAUACUAGUUAACAAUUUAGAGAACGGGAACAUACCAAGUCUUGCUGUAUUUUCCUUGUUGAUAUUUGACGAAUGCCACCAUACAAAGGGUUCGGGAUCGUAUGGAGAGCUUGCAAGAAGAUAUCUUACGGAGAAAUUUGACAAGGUUGCUGGACUUCCACAGAUCGUUGGUCUCACUGCGUCCAUUGGAGUAGGAAAUUCAAAGAAUGAGGAAGAUGCUGUAGAAUAUAUAACCAAAGUUUGUGCAGCACUCGACGUCAAACGGCUGUCAACUGUUGAAAGAUGCAGAACGAGUAUUGAAAAGCACGUGAAUACACCGAAAGAAGACACAAUCAAAAUGACAGUUCGUUCCGACGAUAUAUGCAAAAAAAUGCUGAUUGAAAAUAUGAUCAAAACUGAAGAAAUACUGGACGACAUCUGUUUCUCAGUGUGUGAACCAGAUAUUAUCGAUGUUCUUGAUAAAAGACCACGGGAAAGGGGAACUUUUGCAUAUUACGGCUGGACAAUACAAAUAGACAAAACAGCAAAACGAUUUGUUCACGAUCCCGAAAGUCUUCGCGAAAUUACAACAUGUGCAACAUAUCUAAAUGUCUACAGUUCUGCGUUAGAAGUGAAUACGCUUUUGCAAAUUCGAGAUGUUAUGAAAUACUUAGCAAAUGAGACAAAAGCAGAAGCUGAGAGGAGAUCAAAAUUUACUGACCAAGAAAAGGAACUGUUUGAAAACUUUAAAGAACUGCAGAAGGACUUAACAAAGAAAAGCAAAGUCGAUGACGCAGACAAUCCAAACGUCGAGGUAAUUUGUGACCAGCUGACGAAAACGUUCCAGGAAAAGGGUCCAGAUUCGAGAGCUAUGGUCUUUGUAAAAGCAAGAGCAACAUGCAUAGCACUUGCGGAUAAUUUGAACAACAGAUUAGACUAUAAAGCUCAUAGUCUGUAUGGAAAAAUGCAAGUACGGUCAAUGAAAGGUAUGAGUCAGGAAGUCCAAACAGAGGUCUUGCUGAGAUUCAAUGAGGGUCGUUUUAAAAUAAUUGUAUGUACGUCUGUUGCGAUUGAAGGGAUAGACGUUCCAGAUUGCAAUAUUGUUAUCAAUUAUAACUUCUCCGGUAACGAAAUCACAAAGAUACAAAUGAGAGGAAGAAGCCGAACACAUGAUGCAUCGUCAUUGACACUUGGAAGUGAAAAGUUAGUUGAAAAAGACAAAGUGAAUGUCUACAAAGCUAACUUGAUGUACAAGGCUAUGAACACUUUUAAGAAUAUGGAUGCGCAUAAAUUGGAAAACAAACUAGAUUUUUACCAGAGAGAGGAAGUACGGAAGCAAAUCAACAAAACUGAUUUAUUAGGUUCAAUGAAAAACCGUCAGUCCACGAAAGAUAUGGAAGUGUUGUGUGUUAAGUGCAAGAAAUACAUUUGUCACACGUCUAAAAUGCGAACCCUACCUAACAAUCAACACUUCGUAAUUACGGAGGGUUUUCGUGACCAAAUUGAUAGGAAACCUCACCCAAAACCAGCCCAAUAUGCUGGAAUCGUUAAAAAAGAGAAAAUGUCCUGCAAAAAUUGCGGACAAGAGUGGGGUAUGAUUGCUGAAAAAAUAGGGUUGGACCUGUUUGUCUUGAAGCUGGAAAACCUUCUGUUCCGAGAAGAAUACAGUGGCGAUACAAAUUCAUUUCAAAAGUGGGAUCUGGCUCCGAAAAUUACUGAAUGCACUGUAGAUGAAAUUACGAAUCUUUUGGCAUACCAAACUUCAAUGAAAUGAAUUUGUGUAUGGAACCCGUUUAUACGGUGUAUAUUAGUUAUAUAGCUCAUUUUUAUUUGACAUCAAUUGUUGACAAUAUUUCAGCAACGUGAUGUUAGAAACUGGAGUAUUGUUAAGCUCACCCCUUAGGGAAAUGCUUGUUAUUAGAGGUACACUAUUCUGAAAAUUCAAGUUUAAACAUAAGUAAGGGACGUAAAUAGUAACUAUGCGUGUGCUAUCUAUGGAAAGCCGCAUUUUUCAAAAUCUCUUUUUCCCAUGGUGUAGAUAGAAUCGUGCUAUAUUCAUUGUUUAUUAACUUCUGUGGAUUAUUGAUUUUGAUAAACUGACUCUUAUUUUGUCUUUGCACUAUUUUGUUUUGUCAUUUAUUUAAUACCUCAUGAAAAGUGUAAAUUGUAUUACGAACAUUGUUCAUAAUUGUAUUUAUAUUCUUUGUUGUGUUUUGUGCAGUCUUUGUAUUAUCUUAUGAUUGAGAGUGCUUAUUACGUUGGAUAUAUAGGAUAAAUGUUUGUUUCAGUAUAAGAAAGCAAUAUAUUUUACCGAGUAAGCAUCAAAAGCUACAUGAAAUAUUUACUCUUGUUAUUCUAGUAUUGAAACAUUUAUUUCCUCUGUUUAUAUAUAGCUCAAAAGAAAAAGUAUUUAAGUUCAUUAUAAUUCCCGGAAAAGCGCCCAAAACUGAAUGCGAACGUAACUUCAUUUUCAGAAAUGAUAUCGUCGAAAAUGUGGAUCAGCCCUGUGUGCGCUGACGUUUGAUUUUGAUGAGAAACUAGAAAGUAAAAACUAUCAAGUUGUUAUUUUACUGUUUGAACCCGUAAUAAAUCUCUAUAAAUCACCGAAAUUAUUUGUAAUAUUUAUUUUUUCUUAAAUAAUAUGUGCGUUUUAAAUGCUGUUAAAGGUUAUCUAUACUGUGUUACAUAUUGUCGUAUUAUUGUGUUGAAUUUUAGAAUGCUUCUGUCUUACUUCUAAAUUGAACGACAAGCAAUGGUUUUGAAUGAAAAAAAACAACAACCACAUUUUAUUUGAAUACAAUUCACAUAACUACAUGGCUGGCAGAACAGCUUUACAGCCAAAUUGUCGAUAGGUAUAACAUUAUAUAGGGUUAAUACACCUUUUUGAGGUCGUUACCAUCUGCAAAGGCCCGCAAAAUGGUUUACAGCCCGAGUGCGUAGCACGAGGGUUGUAAACUAUUUUAAGGGCCUUUGCAGAUGGUAACGACCGAAAAAAGGUGUAUUAUCGCUAUUAUUGCAUAAAAUACACACCAUGAGAAACGUUUGUGUUUAAAAAGGCUGUUAAAUGUCACGAAAAUGCAAAAACAGUUAGUUCAAAAUAACCUCCAUAACAGGUGCUUGCGUGACGUCAUGAGUGAUGUCAUUGAAAAUAUUUUACAUUUAGCUCGAUUCGGGCCGCAACAUAUCUCGGCAGUUGCAUUUUUGUUUCGACGCCAUUUUUUGCAGUGUUCCUUCGUAGGAAAGUGUGUUUUUUGGAAAUUGACUGGAUUACUGGGAUUUUUACACACAAUACCUAUCGGGUAAUCAAUUAAUUACCGAUAUAGUUCUACUUUAACCAUUAUUUGUUUUGACAACUAAUUUAAGCCUGAAAAUUUUGUGUACUUAUUCUUGAUAAAAUGUACAGCAUCUUCAGCAUCAGUAAAAACAAAUACUUGAAUUUUCUUUGUUCAUUGCAUACGACGUAAUGGAAUCAUGUCCAUAUAAGUGGUUUGUUCUGAAUAAAAUCGACAGAAAUAACUAAAGUUCGGAGGAGUUGAACGUUUUAGACUUAAUUUAGUGCUUUUAACGCAAACAAAUAGUCAAAACAACUGCAGAAAGUACUAUCUAGUAAACACCCAUCAGCUUGCCAGGAAAAACAACUCAGAACAAAAUAUGUAAGUUAGAUGUGUUUUUUUUUAUUUGUUGAUAUUUGUUUACAGCUAUAUAUGCUGAAAUUUGUUUUUGUGCAGAAGUUGGCAUCGUUGACCCACUUUCGGUCAGAAACCAGGUCGCUCAGCUGCCAUUGAUAUGAUGCGAGCCCUGAAAGCGCUUAUGUAAAACAAAAAGCCGGUCAUUAACGGCACGUGAAUUUACUGAAUAAUGCACGUUUUCUACCGAUAACGCUCGGGUUUUUACGUUUUAACGCACCCCGGUAACGGACCGAAAACACACAUUUUAUGCAAUAAAGAUGGUUAUUGGUACAACAUUAUGUGAUUAUUUUAUAAUUACGGUUCGGAGAUUAUAUUGUUUGUUUUGAGAAUUUUUUAUUAUGACAUGCACAUUCUUUGUUAUGCUGUGAACUCGUACAAUACCUUUGAUGUUUUUUUGUUAUUUUAUGAAAGUUUUAUAGUAUUUUAUUAACACUCUUGAUUGUUGAGUAUGCAUUCUUUAUUUAUUUAUCUAACGUUCAAAAUUAAUUAUCCAACGUGUUUCAUUACCUUGUUGUGUACAUUUUGAUAUAUCCGUUUUGAAAAUAAUAAA
This is a messenger RNA of Mya arenaria, 5670 nucleotides long. Its product is annotated as antiviral innate immune response receptor RIG-I-like. Gene Ontology annotation, cellular component: cytoplasm. The transcript is spliced from 17 exons. The record is from RefSeq and is a predicted model, not a curated record. Bases 239 to 3205 code for a protein of 988 amino acids. NCBI's taxonomy places the organism in Eukaryota, Metazoa, Mollusca, Bivalvia, Myida, Myidae. Gene Ontology annotation, molecular function: ATP binding; nucleic acid binding.